Messenger RNA from Astyanax mexicanus (Mexican tetra), 5244 nucleotides. RefSeq names its product zinc finger protein 512 (gene znf512). Lineage: Eukaryota; Metazoa; Chordata; Actinopteri; Characiformes; Acestrorhamphidae. Gene Ontology annotation, molecular function: zinc ion binding. Bases 859 to 2757 code for a protein of 632 amino acids. The record is from RefSeq and is a predicted model, not a curated record. The transcript is spliced from 15 exons.
AAGGUUAGCUCCGCCGUUUUCUCAGAGCGCUUUGCAGAAUCAGCCGGGAGCGGGCGGGCAGCGGAUCUUACAUCAGCCGUGAGUUUAAAGCUCGACGGAGUGACUGCGCCAGGGCUCGCUAAUAUCUGAUCUGGGAUCAGCAGAUGGGGGCAGGCCCGCCUCCUUCAGCCAGGACCAAACAGGCGCGCAGGAGCCGGGUGCAGCGGGAGCUAAAGGUCUGGCUCGGUGGUCGGUGUACGCGGCGGAAGAGAGAGAGAGGGCUAACCAGCGAGGCCAUGGCGGGGCGGUCCGCCCCUCACGAGCGGGCGAGAAGGAGGCAGACACGUCGAGAUAAUCGCUAAAAAAACACGAGAACAGCACCCUCGCCCCCUCGAUGCUCCGCGCGGUGUAACUGCGGGAAUGGCUCUCUUUCUCGCGUAGAGCGACGGCAGUUCUCCGCUGGAGCGCCAUCAGACGCCCUGCUCAGACUGGAGGACUCACAGUGAUGGUGGAGGAGCGGUGGUGCUGCGCCUGUUCCUGAUCUCUAGCUUCGUGUUUCAGCUCUGGACGAGCUUCAGAACUGUACAUUUUUACAGCACGGUCUCCGGUUUCUUCGCCCUGUCGACACUGCAGCUUCCCGACCGUGUUUCCCUGCUAAAACUCGAGCCGCGGGGCCGCAGUGCUGCUCGCGCCCCCCGGUCUGAGAGCGAGAGCUCUGCGCUGCACGGACUCUGCAGGAGUGCAGGAGGAUCGGGGACGAGCAGCCUUAUCUGUCCUGUGUGUUUUGCAGUGGACGCGUUGUAUUGUUAAACAGUUGCUCUGUCCACACCAGCAGCGCAGCAGUAGAUUACAGGUCGCGUCCAGGGAAACAUACCUGCCAUGUACGUGGCCAGUAAGAGAAAAACCUCAAGGCCACAAAUGAAGGCCCAGACAGCAGAAGUCUCAAAAAUAAUGGAGAAAGCGGUUGCAGCAAGUGGGAAUGUUCCAUCAAUGAAUGAGGAGACAAGCUCCCAAAAGAUAAAGAGGACAUAUGGCAGAAAAAAGUAUUAUGAUCUGCAGCCAGUCUCCAUCGGUCCCACAGAAGCUGGAUCUAGUAGUUCCUCAGGUGUCAAUGCCAACUUGAUCAAUGGAUCUGAAGUCCAGCCAAUUGCUACUGGUCAUGCCACCACAUGCAUAAUAGAGGGAAAAGUUGGCUCCAAUAUUGAGAUUUUGAGGGAAACAGAGUUUGAGAUGAAAAAGAAACGUAAAAUGGAAGAAGUUGGCCAGACUUCUCUAAAAAAGUAUAUUGAAGAAGUGAAACAGACAGUUCCUGUCAUAGUCCCUGUGGCUCAGUAUACUCAAAGGACUCCGUCAACUAGCAGUGCGGUUCCCCAGAGUUCUUUUCCCUACUUAAAGAAAGAGGUACCUGUUUAUCCUCCAGGAAGUCAAGAGGAAAGGUGGCAGCUGCAAAUUUUAGCAAAGGGCAGAGUCACCUGUCCCAAAUGUAAAAGUGUAGGGAGGAAAACAGUGGAGGGCCUAAAGAAACACCUGGCAACCUGCAAACUGCAUUACUUCACAUGUCAACAUUGUGGAAAACAGCUGAAGACCUCAACAGGGAUGAAGUACCACCUCAUGGCUGACCACAAUAAACUGCCCACGCCAGAUGAUGGGAAUGGAUUGGAUGACCAGGCAGUAAAAGAGAAGUUAAGAAAAGUGUUGAAGAGGAUGGGGAAAUUAAAAUGCUCAAAAGAGGGAUGCACAGGCAGCUUCACCAGUAUAAUGGGCUAUGUAUACCACAUGAAAAAGUGUGGUAAAGAGGAGUCUGAGCUGGAGAAGCUUCUAAUGAACUGCAAGCACUGUGGAAAGCCUUAUCGCUCGAGAGCAGGGCUGGAGUACCACCUUAAGUCUGAGCAUGGACCGGCAUCUCCAGAGUCAGCAGCUGAGGACUUCGGAGUCCAAGUGGAACCCAGCACAGAGCAGGCAUCUAGUGGCAGGGUCAAGCGCUUGUCAGCUCAGGUGGCCAUCUUUCACUUACGUGAGAUUGCCAAUGAGGAGCUACUUAAAGAAUGGCCUAAGAGGAAGGUGCAGCGGGACCUGGUCCCUGAUGACAGGAAGCUGCGAUACUCUCGUCCUGGAUUACCUGCUUUCAGCCAGGAGGUCUUGAGAAAGUGGAAGAAUGAAGUGAAACUGCAAAGAAAAGUGCAAUGUCCCAACAAGGGCUGUGGUUGCUAUUACACAAGCGUGUCGGGUCUGAAGGCUCACCUUGGACUUUGUACACUGGGGGACUUUCAUACAGGAAAGUAUAAAUGCCUGAUCUGUAAGAAAGAGUUCAACUCAGAGAGUGGAGUGAAAUACCACAUCAACUCUGUUCAUUCGCAGGACUGGUUUGUGGUUACUUCUAAGGCCAAGACCAAGGCCUCCCCCUCUGACAGGCAGCUCAAGUCCAAAUCCAAGCCCAUGCCCAAGUUCCACAGCAUGGAUGACCCCUGCAUUCCCAUGCCAAACACAGCCCUUCGGUUCCCGCAAGGCCCUUGUUCCUGGCAGGACACGCAAGCUCCAGCAGAGGACAUGUCCAGCGAGACGGCACAACCAGAAACAUCAGAAGGGAAGAGGAAGGAGGAUAGACCAGGCAGAAAAGUGAAAAGGAGCAGCCAGGAAAAACUCUGCUUUGAGUACUGUGCCAGUGAAGGCCAUAGCAGUAGCAGUGGAAGUUCCAGCAGUGAGUCAGAAGCAGAGGAUGCGGAGGCCUCCAGCAAUGAUGUCUGGACUCUGAAAAAGCCUCAUGCUCCACCCAAGUAAACUUGAAGACACCUUCUGAACUCUUGUGCUUGUCCUUACAACACGUUUUCUUCAAUUAGUUUUAAAGUAAAGCCUGUAGAACAGUGUAUGUACUGCAGUGCCUGUCAUAUUACAAGGGUGACUUCACAUGUGAAAUUUGUUGGUUAAGGAAAAACGCAUUCCAGAUGCUUAACUCACCUCAUUGUUACACAGUUAAUGGUGCUCACGUAGCCUAAACCCUGUGGUUAGCAAAUAACUACAGUUUAGGUAAUGGUAUUAUUUGUGCUAGAGAUACACUGUUAUGCUAGGGAAGGCCUAUUUCAGUUUACAUUACAGCAAAACUAGCUGGUGUCCAGUUUAAUUUCUGUUUCCGUUUUGUCUAAUUUUAUUUUAAACUAAACAGAAGCUGACUGCGUGUUCUAAAAAUACAUAAACACGUUUUAUAAUUUGGCAUUUUAGUACACACAAGUAUUCAGAUGCAGUGUAAGAGCACUGUCAUGCUCAUCAUGUUAAAAAUAAAUGACAUUAUUUCCAAAUGUUUGAAGCAGACAUCCUCUACGUCCCUGAAUUCCUAAUUCUUUGUAGGGUACAAAUUGCUCUGGAAUAGAUCACUUGUACAUAUGUGAAAUCAGCCUUAGUUUGAUGCAGUGUGUUUGGAGUUUGUGUGAGGUCUGUAGGUAAUUAGAAAAGAGGCAUGUGUUGCAGAACUACCAAAUGUCAGUGUUCACCCAGAAAACACACAAGCUCUUGUAUUUCUUAAUAACAAUUCAGUUCUUAAUGCUUUAAAAGCCUUUGCUUAUUCUUUGCUGACUUUGCUUCAACAACUCCAUAGUAAAACCAGAGCUUUAAAGUUUGCUGCUGCUGUGCAGACCUUGUCCUCCCAGUACCUGUGUAACCAAUUGCAUGUUACAUUGUUUAUACAGUGCUUUGUGAGUUUGUCAAAAGGAGUUUGUUAUGUGAUGUAGACUAAGAACUUCUUGUGAUUAUCAGUUUUUGUAUUUGUAAAGAUAUUUUACAGUAGCUUUGAGUUAUACUGUAAAGACACAUUCUCCAAAGGCUGAGUUGCUAAUUUGCUUUCAUAUCUAUGUGAUUAGUAUAUGAUUAAAGAGAUUAAAUGUCCACAAUAACUUUUUAAUAACAUUACACUUUAACAGUGAAGUGUCAUUUGUGAAUACUUUAUUAAUGGGUUUAUGAUAGACAAACAUUUAAAGUUAAAAACAGGUGUAUAAAUGAACUGUAUAGAAGGUACAUUAAUAGAACAUUUUUAACAUGUUCUGUAAUUCUUGUGACUUUAAGUAAAAUUGCAUGAAAAAUGAAAAUCCACCAUGAUCAAAAUUCAUUCAUUUUCCUUGAUGUAGGCUUUUAUCCUUGGUCUACAAAUAUAUAAGAAAUAUAAACUGACAUACCAUAUGUCAUAGGACUAGUAUUGUGAACCUUUUGUCAUAUCCCAAAAAAGAUAAAAACUGUACUGACAUGUGGGAUAUGUGUGUGUGGUCUCCUGCAUAGGUGUCAAGUCACUUGUCUGUUAGCACCAACAGUUCUACCCAGACAGGGCUCUAGAGUGCAACCUAAUUUGUCAAUGGUGCGACUAAAAAAACUCUAUGACUCAUCAGCAGUCUGUUAGCCUAGCAAGCAAUCCACAUAGCAUAUCAAACCACAGGACCAAACCACUCUAACCAGCACAAACACAUCCACCUAAAACAGUGAUUAAUUCAGCUCAGAAAUACCAUUAGCGUUGUGCUAAUCUGCUGUUCUGGACUUCAUUGUAAGGGUCCUCAGGUCAGCUUUUAUACGUAUAGUUUUUUUGUUUGUUGUUGUUUUGUUUUAUCCAAAAUAUGUUAAAAUAUAAAAUUCUCUUAAUAUGCGCAUCUGAUUUUAAGCAUGUUAGGCAGGGCUGGUAUAUUGCAACAUAUUUCAGCCACUAAUGUAAAAAUGCUUUAGUAUAGUUAUUUUUUAGGACAUAUUUGAGCAACCUGACCAUCUUUAAUACAUUCUUUGUCAUUGCAAAUUACGGAACAUCAUACUAUAAAAACUGGUCUAGUGUUGUAGAAGAUAUACAGUACAUCUGUUACCGACUGAUGUUCAUUACAGUCUGCUUCCGUCAGUUCACUGUAUUCAAUCCGUGCAGAAACUUCAGAACACUAUAGGUUUUUAUAGUCCGGCAGUUGCAUAUAGUGCGUAUUGGAAUUUUUUUAUAUUGACCACAAUUAACAAAUAUAUUUUGACAAAUUUUGGCCAUAUCGUCCUGCACUAACCUGUAGUGAAAAGGACAAUCUACAGGAGCUGGCUAUCCGAGGGGCAUGUGACAGCAAUGUAGAAUAGCCCACAAGACAUUGAGCCGGCUAUGAGAUGUUCAGUUUGAAGACCUUAAAACACUGGCACUUUUAGAUUUUUUUUUAUUUUUAUUUUUUAUAAAUUUCAGCUUAGGGAAGCACUUUAAGCACCAACACUUUUCAGUAAGUUAUCUUUCUUGUAGGAUUGUGUUUCAAAUAAAGAACUUUAUGUUGA